This is a messenger RNA of Hibiscus syriacus, 734 nucleotides long. Its product is annotated as cyclin-dependent kinase 12-like. Bases 57 to 725 code for a protein of 222 amino acids. The record is from RefSeq and is a predicted model, not a curated record. NCBI's taxonomy places the organism in Eukaryota, Viridiplantae, Streptophyta, Magnoliopsida, Malvales, Malvaceae. The transcript has 2 exons.
UUCAUGGUAUUAAUUCAGAACAAACAAAAAGGGAGGUAUUUGAAGAGGUCUGAAAGAUGAAAAUCACUUGGUUUUCCUUAAUAUUGUUGCUAACUUUAACAAUCAAUAAGCUAUCAGAGGCUAGACAUGGACAUAAGCUACAUUCUGCUGUUGUUUCUGGAUCAGUUCACUGUGAUAUUUGUUCCCAAGAUUUCUCCAAAGCCCAUCACUUCAUUCCUGGUGCUUCAGUUGCAGUGGAAUGUAAAGACAGGGAUUCAAGACCGAGUUUUCGACAAGAAGCGAAAACCGAUGAGCAUGGAGAAUUCAAAGUUCGUUUGCCAUUCUCGGUAACAAAAAAUGUGAAGAAAAUCAAGAGAUGUUUGGUGAAAGUUUUGGGAAGCAGUGAGCCAUACUGUGCGGUGGCCUCAUCUGCAACUUCAUCAUCACUAAACCUCAAGUCAUCAAACCAAGGAACCCACAUUUUCUCAGCUGGGAUUCUCAGUUUCAAGCCAUUGAAACAACCAAAAACAUGCAACGAGAAUUCCAAGGAAUCAAACAACAAAAGCACUAUGGAAUUUGGGGAACCAAACUAUCCCAUAUUUCCACCUCCACUCCAAGACCCUACAACAGUACCACAGCCAACUCCAUUGCUUCCCAAUCUGCCACCUUUACCACGACUCCCUCAACUUCCCCCUCUCCUCCCACCCCUUCCAUUGCUCCCUAUUCCACCCAUUGGAAGGAAUUAGACAUCUCAU